Molecule: messenger RNA, 2268 nt
Organism: Rhodamnia argentea
Lineage: Eukaryota; Viridiplantae; Streptophyta; Magnoliopsida; Myrtales; Myrtaceae
Product: rho GTPase-activating protein 2
Exons: 4
Coding region: 460-1884 (474 amino acids)
Biological process (GO): signal transduction
Molecular function (GO): GTPase activator activity
Source: RefSeq, a predicted model, not a curated record
CCGUGUCUGAUUCCUCAGGGGGGGCGGAAGGAGAGAAGAAGAAGAAGAUGACAGGUGGGCGUGUGGAGUUGGAUCUCUGUUCCCGAAGUGGCACGACCUGUAAAUAAGAGUCUGGAGCGAGGUCGAAAGUCCCGACAUCGUCGAUAAAGCAAGCCUGACGGGAAAUUUUUUGAAAAACCCAAGUGGCCGUUUGGGAACUCCCCAAAAGCGAACUCAAGAAAACUCCACAAGCGCACAAGAACAGCUUCAAAAGACCCUGUCUUCAAUGCAACCUCACCCACCUUAACUCUCUCUCACUCUCUCUCUCUGCCAAAACCGAGACAAGAGAAGAAAGAAGAACUCGAUCCAGAUCAAGAUAAGAGACCAGGAACAAGAACAAGGAAAAAAACCAAAACCUGUCAUUUUUUCGUCCGGCUAUUCCAUUGAGAAGCAGAGAGAGAGAGAGAGAGAAAGAGAAAGAUGGCAGGGCCCGUGAUGGUCACAAAGGGCGGAGGGUGCAGCGGAGGUAGCGCCAAGAAGGCGAAGACGGGGCCGACCGCCGCGGAGGACGAGCAGAACCAGCUCUCGGUGCUGGCUCUCCUGGCGACGGCACUGAGGAAGUCCAUGGCCUCUUGCAGAGUCGAACGGGGCGACGAGGUGAUGGCGGCGGCGACGGCCACGGUUAUGACCCACCACAUGGAGAUCGGGUGGCCGACUAACGUUCGCCACGUCACCCACGUCACCUUCGACCGGUUCCACGGGUUCCUGGGCCUCCCCGUGGAGUUCGAGGUCGAGAUCCCUUGCCGGGUCCCCAGCGCCAGUGUCAGUGUGUUUGGAGUCUCGGCCGAGUCGAUGCAGUGCUCAUAUGAUUCACGGGGAAAUAGCGUCCCUUCCAUUCUUUUGCUCAUGCAGGAGCAGUUGUACUCGGAAGGUGGUUUGAAGGCCGAAGGAAUUUUCCGCAUAAACCCAGAGAACAGCAAAGAGGAGCAUGUGAGGGACCAGCUGAACAGGGGCAUCGUGCCCGAUGAUAUCGAUGUUCACUGUUUGGCAGGUCUAAUCAAAGCCUGGUUCCGAGAGCUCCCCUCUGGCGUGCUUGAUGGGCUUUCCCCGGAACAAGUUCUCCAAUGCAACACCGAAGAAGAAUCCAUCGAGCUAGUGAAGCAGCUAAAGCCAACCGAGUCGGCGUUGCUCAAUUGGGCCGUCGGUCUUAUGGCUGAUGUGGUUGAGGACGAGGAAUUCAACAAAAUGAAUGCACGAAACAUCGCGAUGGUUUUCGCGCCAAACAUGACUCAGAUGUCCGAUCCAUUGACAGCUCUGAUGCACGCUGUGCAAGUAAUGAACUUGCUCAAGACUCUGAUCAUGAAGACUCUCAGAGAACGUGAAGAGGCUACUGCCGGAGGAUACUCACCCAUGUCAUCUCGUUCAUCCGGGGGACAAACUGAUUAUGAAUAUGAUAGUCAGCAAGAGAUGGAUACCAGCUGUGAGUUAAGAGGGCCAACAUCGGACUUUGAUGACAACUAUGAUGCAAAUUACAGCCGCAGCUGCGUGGACGAAGAUGAAGGCAGAUCAUUGAGUGAAAUGGAGGAUUCCUUCUUGAGGCAAUUAGAAGAAUGCGAUCAUGCUGAAAAUGCAGAUGUUUCUUCUGAAAGGCCAUUGAGUGAAGUGGAACAAAACUACGGAAGUCCUAGAAAUUGCUCGCAUGUAAAUGAUGAGUCGGGUAUUUCAUUCACCGAUAGCAAAAACAGGACUUCCACUUUGAUGACUAGCGAUGGAGAAGAUUCUGGGACAAGCUGGAGGAUUGGAGAAGCACAAGUCAUUGACAUAAAGAGUCCACAGAAGGAACGCGAAAGAAUGAACGACAUGGAAAUGGAAGAAUCGUUCUCCUGCAUGCCCUCGGAUGUCUGACAUAAAGAUUCCAACAGAAGAAACGCGAAAGAAUGAACAACAUGGAAAUGGUAGAACCGUUCUCCUGUAUGCCCUCGCAUGUCUGACCAAAUGCUUAUUUCCCUUUCUUCGGGAUCAUACUCUGCCGAUUUCAGGUGCUGUCUUAGAGUCAUGGCUUCGUAAUCUUAUGUACAUUGUACUUCUAGGUGUGUUGGCUUCAAAAAGUGAUUGGGAGUGCUUUUUGCUAGUGUUGGAUUUUUAGGAUCGUGGUUCAGCUCAGGGCUGAGCUGCUGAAAGUUCAUGCUUGUUUUGUGGUUUUCUUACCCAAGGAUCCUAACCUUGUGAUGGAAAUCUCGCCCGAUUCAAUCUAUCCGUGAAAUUGAUUUGUGGUCGGUCUUGAUCUGU